Haliaeetus leucocephalus (bald eagle) is the source of this 1169-nucleotide messenger RNA. RefSeq names its product carbohydrate (chondroitin 4) sulfotransferase 13 (gene CHST13). The transcript is spliced from 3 exons. Gene Ontology annotation, cellular component: membrane. NCBI's taxonomy places the organism in Eukaryota, Metazoa, Chordata, Aves, Accipitriformes, Accipitridae. The coding region runs from base 37 to 948 and encodes 303 amino acids. The record is from RefSeq and is a predicted model, not a curated record. Gene Ontology annotation, molecular function: sulfotransferase activity. Gene Ontology annotation, biological process: carbohydrate biosynthetic process; proteoglycan biosynthetic process.
UUCCAUUUUAAAACUCACACUGCAGAAGACAGAGUUAUGAGAUCUACCUGGCAGGGGAAAGCUGGUCGCAGCCCACUCCAGGCCCUGUACGAGAGUGACCAGUUUGAGCAGUCAUCACUGCAGGCGGUUCACCAGCAGAGACGGGAGCUGUUGAGCAACAUCUGCAACCGUUACACCCGCAAGCGGCGUCUCCUGCGUCCGGAUGACUUGCGGCACUUGGUGGUGGAUGACACGCACGGGCUGCUCUACUGCUACGUGCCCAAAGUGGCUUGCACUAACUGGAAACGGGUGAUGAUGGUCCUGACAGGGCAAGGCAAGUACCGGGACCCGCUGGAAAUCCCCGCCAACGAGGCCCAUGUCUCAUCGAACCUGCGCACCCUCUCCGAGUACAGCAUCCCCGAGAUCAACCACCGCCUGCGCAGCUACCUCAAGUUCAUCUUUGUGCGGGAGCCCUUUGAGCGCCUGGUCUCGGCGUACCGCAACAAGUUUACCCGCAGCUACAACACGGCCUUCCACAAGCGGUACGGCACCAAGAUCAUCCGGCGGCACCGGCAGGAGCCCAGCGACAAGGCCCUGGAGCGUGGGGACGACGUGCGCUUCGAGGAGUUCGUCUACUACCUGCUGGAUCCACGGACGCAGCGGGAGGAGCCCUUCAACGAGCACUGGGAGCGGGUGCACUCACUCUGCCACCCCUGCAUCGUCCACUACGACGUGGUGGGCAAGUAUGAGACCUUGGCUGAAGACGCCAACUACAUCCUCCAGCUGGUUGGGGCCGACAUGAGCGUCAAGUUCCCAUCUUCAUCCAAGACCACCAGGACGACAGAUGACAUGACGGCCCAGUUCUUCCAGGACAUUAGCCCCUUCUACCAAAGGAGACUCUUUAAUUUAUACAAAAUGGACUACUUGCUCUUCAAUUACUCCAUCCCCUCAUACCUCCGCAUCCGAUGAGGCAGGGGUUGGGGGGAGAGGCGAAGGAGAGCUGGGUAACUCUCAUCUUGCCACAAUUCCUCUCCUCCCACCCUGUGCUCAUCUCUUCCUUGACUUUUCCCCUGUGCCCUCUCUGUUAUGGUCUGCUCCACAUCCUGAUGCCUCAUUCAUGCAUGGUCUGGAGGGAGGACAACUCUCAAAACACUGGGGCUAGAGCUUUUCCUACCCUUUCCCUCCCACCC